AUGGAGGAUCAAGCUGUUACAGCCACGAAGGCUAUCUUGCCGGAAUCCCAAGGGAGCUCUUCGCAGCAGAAUGACGGGGGAAAGGACGACGCGAAUCGCAAGAAGACAGGCACGAGGAAACGAACCAAAACUGGCUGUCUCACCUGUCGUAGGAGGCGGAUCAAAUGCGACGAAGGCAGGCCGAUUUGCCACAACUGCAUCAAAUCGAGACGAGAGUGCGAAGGAUAUAGCCAAAGGGUCAUAUUUAAGGAACCUCUUGGCUCUUUUUCGUCUCCAUUCAACCAGGCAAUAUUUCCAGGCCCACCAAACAUCGUUGACGAGUCUUUGCCUGCGCACCGACAGUCCUCAAGGGGACUAUUUCCUGCUAUUGCGCCGAGACCCCCGACCUUUGACCAGCGACACCAUGGUUUGCCUCUUCAAUCAAGUUCCGCGCCAUAUCACCAGCAUUACCAUCAUGAACCAUUGAUACAAGGCACUUCAGCCUACAAUAUGGGGCCCAGCCAGUUGCUACAGGCACCUUACAAUCCACAAUUUCCGAACCCCCUGCUUGCGGCAGAGGUCAACGGAGGACCUACUUACUAUGCCCAUGCUCCUUCCGACUCCCAGUUCUUCUCUAUACAAGACGGCUGCCCUACCGGAGAUAUGCUCGGCGAUUUCCAUCAUCUGACCGGCAAUCACGCUCUUACUGUUCACACUGGAGCCUCCAUCGAACAGCCCCUGAAUGAUCGGUGGGGACUGGACAUGCUGGACGAUGAAGCGUCCUUGCCCGAUUCUGAUGAUGAGUUACCGGACGUCAGAGGCAACUUGCUGCCAAUCAAGAGUAUGGUGCCAGAACGUUGGACCACAAGUGCUGUGGAUGCCAGCGUCUUUUCUGCCUUUGCCCAGAAUGACGAUGUUCUAGCACACAUGGAGACGCCAUAUUCUUCUGAAUUCUGGGCUAGUGGCCUAAACACGAUCUUCAUGCAUUUCAUCAACGUUACUGGCCCUGGCAUCUCAAUUUUCGAAGGAGACAUCUCUUGCGCUUCGGAAAGAGCCAGGAGAGGCACCGCAGCUGGAACUGGACAGAGCUUAUGGAGUUAUAACCCCCCGACGGCAGCUCUGAGGCAUUACCAUCGUGCUAUACGUCGUAUAGCCAAGAACGUGAAGUCACCAUCCAGGAGAACUCAACCGGCAACUCUUGCUGCUACUCUGCUGCUCGGGUAUUUUGAGGUCUGGUCUUCUGAUCACACUAAGUGGUGCAACCAUCUGUUUGGUGCCAGAAUCUUAUUCCGCGAGAUGUCUCUGGGAGAGAUGACUCGGUCUUGUUUUCCAGCAAAGCGCAGGCGGCAACGUCGGGAAGCUGGAGGCUAUCAACUGGGACAUGUAAGCUCCUAUUUCCACCACUCGCAUGCUCACGCCGCACCGGCCCAGAGCGGGCAGCGUUCUCUCGACUAUGGCUUUUUAAAUGCCAUUACGGGACUCGCCGUGUCUCCUGAAGCCUACGGUGAUGGAGAGGGCCAACCCUCCCACGAAAGACAAUUUUCGGUAAGCGAUAAAGAGAUUGAAAGAUACGACAUCAUCUGCGAUUUGUUCUGGUGGUACUGCAAAAUGGAUGUGUACCAGAGUAUCUUGGGGGGAACCAAGUUAUUCAUGGAAUAUGAGCAUUGGACGCAGAUCCCUCCAAGGGCUCCCUUUUCAACAUAUUCAUCAGCAUAUGGCACCUAUGACCAUUUGAUUCUCUUACUCGGCCGCCUCUCGGACUUUGUGUCGAAAGAUCUCUCCCGAAAGCAGAAAGUCAUAGAAGCUCAAGGAGGUGGUGCUGGAACCGGUUCACCCCCUAUGUUUCCAGGCAUGUUCCCGACGUUUGGGAAAGUGCAGGCCCCCAUGGGAUUUAGUCCUCCACGAGACGGCACGCCACACAGUGACUCGCAGGAUGACCUUGAUCCAGAGGCCAGCUACGAAGCUGCGUUACAGGAAUGGAAUGCCAUUUAUCACGCCUUUGAGAUCUUCAAGAGCCGCCUUGGGCCCGAAUUCCAGCCCCUCGGCGACGAGCUUGAUGGUCAGACGAGGACAAAGACACCUUUCGGAGACCCUAUCUACUUCCGAACAUAUUCCAUUGCAGGCAUCUGGAUGAACUAUUACAUGGGAUUUAUCCAUCUGUAUCGAAGCCACCCCUCGAUGCCGCCGGUUGCAAUGAGGGCAGCGGGCAUGACAGCAAAGAAGACGGCUGGUUUCGCGCUCAAGAUUGGGCAGAUUGCUUCGGGGCUGGCUGCCGACUGCUCAGAGUAUACCGAAAUCAACACGUAUCUCGGUGCUGCCCUCAUUGAAAGUUCUUUCUGCGUCUUUGUUGCAGGUGUCCAGUAUAAUGAUACUGCGCAGAGAGAAUGGGUCAUUCAGAGGAUGCAUGACGUUGCACGCCUCACUGGAUGGCAGUCGGCGAUGCAAAUUGCCUGUGGCUGUGAGUCGGCAUGGAUCAAGGCUAGCCAGAUGGGAGGACCGGAGUAUACACGACCAACAAUUAUCAACGACGUUCCGUCUACGAUAUGGAAAAAUCCUCGCCGAAUCGACAAGAAAAUCGACGAAUUAGACUCGAGCGAGGAACGGCGGUUAGUACUGGCCAAGGCUGAAAGAACACAUUACGCAAUCGGGAUACUAGCAAUCGAAACAGAACUCGCGAGGCUCGAACUACGAGACGAUUUAAACUAA
Molecule: messenger RNA, 2685 nt
Organism: Trichoderma citrinoviride
Lineage: Eukaryota; Fungi; Ascomycota; Sordariomycetes; Hypocreales; Hypocreaceae
Exons: 6
Coding region: 1-2685 (894 amino acids)
Biological process (GO): positive regulation of transcription by RNA polymerase II
Cellular component (GO): nucleus
Molecular function (GO): zinc ion binding; transcription cis-regulatory region binding; DNA-binding transcription factor activity, RNA polymerase II-specific
Source: RefSeq, a predicted model, not a curated record